This is a messenger RNA of Guillardia theta CCMP2712, 545 nucleotides long. RefSeq lists its product as hypothetical. The transcript has 6 exons. Bases 6 to 545 code for a protein of 179 amino acids. The record is from RefSeq and is a predicted model, not a curated record. NCBI's taxonomy places the organism in Eukaryota, Cryptophyceae, Pyrenomonadales, Geminigeraceae.
GAGCGAUGUGCAAUCUUUUCCUUCACUCAGAGACUCGAGCUCUCCUCCAGCUCCAUGUCGGUACUGCUGCUGCUGUCUUUGAAGACACUGGGGCCGAGUCGAACAAGCUGGUGCAGAUGGCUCACAGCUCCCUCCUCAACAACUUUGCCGUCCUCUUCAACGGCCUUCAGAUCAACGAUGAAGUCCUGGAGAAAUUCUUGAAAACCUCCUGCUCCAUCAUGAAAGCGUUCUCGGAGGAGUCAGACGUGCAAUCCAUGUACAGACUGUCUGCCGCCAUCGGCACUUUCAUCCACAACAAUGCGACCAGAGUCAGCAUGGCAGGGAAGCUGCGCUUGGAGAACCUCGUCAGAGACAGGGUGCUGGGGCUCGAUGCGGUGAGAGGAGGACUGGGUCAGACUGGAGAUCCCAAGACGCAGCAGUGCUGCUACAAGUUGCUGGAGCAGUUUGAUCUCGUUCGCUUCCUCGCCCCGGGGAUGAAGCACCCCGAGUCCGACGAUGAGUUCGAGCAGCCUUGGACCCCCGAGACGUCUGAAGCUCCUGCCUAG